This is a messenger RNA of Stegostoma tigrinum, 7610 nucleotides long. It is a transcript of the gene crebrf, whose product is annotated as creb3 regulatory factor. Gene Ontology annotation, biological process: response to unfolded protein; regulation of transcription by RNA polymerase II. The transcript is spliced from 9 exons. Lineage: Eukaryota; Metazoa; Chordata; Chondrichthyes; Orectolobiformes; Stegostomatidae. The record is from RefSeq and is a predicted model, not a curated record. The coding region runs from base 338 to 2239 and encodes 633 amino acids. Gene Ontology annotation, cellular component: nucleus. Gene Ontology annotation, molecular function: DNA-binding transcription factor activity, RNA polymerase II-specific; RNA polymerase II transcription regulatory region sequence-specific DNA binding.
AGGCCUACACUAUCAACAACAGAGCACACUAUCAUAAUGUACUGAAGUGUCCGUUUUGAUCGUGGCUUUUUUUAAAAAAAAACACCAAAUGAGACCUGAAUCCAUACAUCUCUGACCUGAAGACACAAAUAUCAAGAAAUGAAUCAAUGGCAGGGUUGUCUUGCUGUUUGCAAAUUUAGACGGAACAUUUGACCAGAAGAAGACUUCAAUGUGUUCUGAUAGUUGAGCCUGUAGUUAACAUUUUAAAAAUCACUUCAACCAUUUAGUAAAACUGGAAACAGCUCGACCAAAUCUGCAGAAAAGAAAUUGCUUGAAUAAACCAGAUGUGGGCUUGGCAAUGCCGCAGCCCAAUGUUACUGGAAUGGAUCCUCCAUUUGGGGAUGCCUUUUGCAACCGCCCAUUUCCAGACCAGGUCUUAACCAGUACUGAUUUGUUGGGGAAUAAUUCAGAUCCUGAUUUCAUGUAUGAACUGGACAGAGAGAUGACUUACAGCUCAAGAGAUGAUCCUCUUACCUUGGGAGAUUGUAAAGACCUUGAACUUUUAGAACCAUUAAAUGAGCUACUCGAUUCGGAUCCUUCGUAUACUUCAAACUGGGAGCAGUGGGAUACAUGCUGGGAAGACUUGACAAAAUACACCAAGUUAACUAGCUAUGACAUUUGGGGAACAAAGGAAGUGGAUUUCCUUGGGCUUGAUGACUUUUCCAGUCCUUACCAAAAUGAAGAGGUCAUAAGCAGGACCCCAACUUUGGCCCAGCUAAACUGUGAAGAUUCACAGCCUGUUUUGGAUUCGUUAUAUCAUCCCGAUCUACUCAAGAGUUUAAAUCAAAAUUCAUUCACCUCUUCUCUAGCUGGAAAAAAACUUCCAGCAAACAGGGCAAUGCCACUGGUGUCAUCUGCCAGAAGUCCUUGUAUAGAUGCUUGCAUGCCAGAGACUACCCAAAAGCUAGCCAAAUCUGUUUCUUCCAGUGCAACUGUGGACAGUGUCAACACAAAUCCGCCCCUCAAUACCAAAAUAGGGCCUGUUCUUGUGGACAACAAAGACUUUGUUAAAAAGGCUAAAGUCUGGAUCAAUCCAGUACCGCUUGGUAAAUCAACAUUGGGUGCUACCCAGAUGCACAGUGACCUAUCAGAUGAUUCCUGUUGCAGUGAUAUUGGAGCUAAUGCUAGGAAACUGGAGAAAAAGAAUGUGGAAAGUAUUUAUUCCAAUAAAGCACCCAUUGUAUUCAAAGAAUCUAAUGAUUCAAUUACUCAAACGGAAACUGCUGAAAUCUUAUCACCACCUGUCUCUGAUCACACCCAGAAAAAGGAAGAGCACAAUUAUUCUUUGUUCAUUUCUGAUAGUUUGAAUGAACAGUCUCCGAGUAUUCUUCAAGAAGAUGAAGAUGAUGAUGAUGAUGAGGAGGAGGAACAUGAUGAAGGAUUUGGUAGUGAGCAUGAAUACAGUGAUAAUGAGGAAGAUGAUGACGAUGAGGAGGAGGAGGAGGAGGAAGAAGACAAGGAUGAUGAUGAUGAUGUCAGUGACACCUUCUCUGAACCGGGAUUUGAAAAUGAUACUGUAGAUGACAUAAAGGAUGCAGUAACAGGCACCUCCAGAAAAAGGAGCAAACGAAGAUACUUCUGGGAGUACAGUGAGCAGUUGAUGCCACCGCCCAAGCAAGAUCGAGUGUUGAAGCCUUCUGAAUGGGAUAGGGAUACUUUGCCUAGUAAUAUGUAUCAGAAAAAUGGUUUACACCAUGGGAAAUACUUAGUGAAGAAGUCUCGCAGAACAGAUGUAGAAGACUUGACUCCAAAUCCAAGAAAAUUACUCCAGAUUGGGAGUGAGCUUAGAAAACUAAACAAGGUGAUUAGUGAUCUGACACCUGUAAGUGAACUGCCAUUAACUGCCAGACCAAGGUCCAGAAAAGAGAAGAACAAACUUGCAUCCAGGGCUUGUCGCUUAAAGAAAAAGGCUCAGUAUGAGGCUAACAAAGUAAAACUAUGGGGUCUGAAUACUGAAUAUGAUCAUCUGCUUUAUGUGAUUAACUCAAUAAAACAGGAAAUAGUAAAUAGAGUACAGAGUCCAGGGGAGAAAGGAAGUGGAAGCAUCCUAGAGAAACUUGAAAAUCUCUUAAAUGAGACACUUGGGACAACAGUAGCUGGACAAACAUCUGACUUUGUCAAUCAAGUUUUAGAAAAAACAGGAGAAGGAGACCCAACGGGUGGUCUUGAAGGUCUUCGAGUACCUACAUCAAAAGUAUAACAUGAUACACUCUGUCAGAAGCAGUUUCUGCCUAUAGUUACAUGUUUGCCAUUUCUGUGAUAAAUGUUUGAUUCAUUAUAGCAAAUGACAUUUUGUUAGUUGUGUUAAACCUGCUUGAAAAAGAGAGGGAAAACUCAUGUUGACAUAUAAGAGUUCUAUAAAAAGAAAUGCACAUUGAGGUAAGUAUGGUUAUGUGUGCUCAGGUACUAUGAGGUAUAUUUCACUUACCUAUAAAAUGAGCUAGGAAUUGAUGUGUUCAGAAAUGUUGGUAGGAACUUAUGUUAAGUUUCCAUAGAAAAGUGGAUGUAGUAGUUGAAUCAAGAAAUCAAGAAAAUUAGUUUGUAAUUCUUUUUAAAGUUAACCGCUGUUGCAGAUUUUUUUCCAUUAGUAACAUUAUAUAUUCCUUUUGUAUAUACUACAUAUUCUUGUAUCAUUAAGUAUGCGUUAAAUAGUUAAUAUAGUGAAUUACAUAGCCUUUUCCAGACAUUGUGAGAGUAUUUAAGUUUGAGAAAGGAGUAAUAUUCUUUGUGCCUUUGUAUUUAAAUGAAAGUCGAGAUGUAACGUGUAAUGGAUAUACAGUGGAUAAAUUUUAUGGAUUUUAAAAAAUAUUCAUUUAUUUUCACUCUUUGGCUGUUUAAAUCAUAAUGAAUGUAUAUAGGAAUAUUUUCAGCAAUGUAGAUAUAUGCCACAGAGUCUGUAUUGUAUAAAGAUGGUUAUUGAAACAUGAGUUUCGGUACUUUUCAGAAAUAUUUGCACACUAUUUUGUACCAAAGACAAAUGCAACUAUAUGGCAUAAUGCCAGUGAAGUAAGGUUUUGCACAGCGUACACUGAUACAAAAUUGAAUGUAAUCAGGGUUGGGGUUAGGGUUUUACUAGAACUGUGAAAUAUGUUGUGUGGGUCCAAAUAGCCACAGAAAGAGGAUGCAAGUACACUUUUUAUCUGAUUUUGAUCCUGUAAACUGUUGUUAAGCUUCUAGAAAAUCAGAUAUGUUAUCUUCUGCGGAUGUAGAUGCAUAACAAAAGAAUGUAAUUUAUUUGUAGUUCUGUGUUAACAUUUCAGUGUAAUAUAGUGGCUUGCAAUUGUUACAUUAAAAAAGAUAAAUGCAUGUAUGUGGUACACUCGAAGGCAAAUAACCAAAAUUUAAUUUUAACAGUUUGUACAAUUGUAUAAAUGUACAUUGUCUCCCAAUUCUAAAAUUGCUAAUUUGCCACCUUUUCCAUUUAAUGUAGUAAUGUGCAUGUCAGAUUUCUAAAUGUUACUUGAUAGGAUGUAAAAAGUACUUCUAAAGCUAUAUAUUUUUGUAUUCUCAAUUAAGCAACCAAAAUAGUUAUUGUAAAAGGUAAAUAUCUAAAUUCUGUUGAUCCUUUUUGCUCAAUUGGUGUAGCUUUUCAAUUAGGACAGUACAAAUAGACCAACAUGAGUUCUAGCUUUUAUUUCCAUAUUCAUUAGUAGUAACUGGAUUGAAAAGUUUGUCACUUUGGUUAGGUUACAGAUCUAAAAGUUACUUCACAUGUUUAGUGAGUUCAAUAAUAGUGAAGUGCUGAUUGCUGAGUGGUAUUAGACGUCAGAGUUUAACAUGAACAUCCAUCCUAUAUACUGCUGGCAGCUGUAGAAGUGCAGUUUGACCUUAUUUUUGGGUUUCUUUGUAAAUAAAAAAAGCUUAUUAAUUGAUAACACUUUAUUUUAUGGCGAAUAGAUUUGCACUUUGUCACCAUUGCAUUUGUAUUCCUGCCAUUUGCUGCUAUUCCUGACCUGUAAGAUUGCUACAGUGAUACUUGAUUUAUACCUGCUAGUAAAAUGUAUAGUUACUCUUUGGUAACAAAAUGAAAGCAAGCUGUGCAGCUUUACAUUUUACCAGGGGACUCUGUGGCAUUAAAUAGUCUAGAAAUGGUUGUAAUUUGAUGCCAGUAAUAUCUUGCUUCUUUUUUCAUAAAUAUUUUAAUGUAUGCUAAUAUAUAAAAUAACUUUUUAAGAAGAGAGAGAUGUAUAAUGUCCUAUUUGGAAUUUUGACAGACUGAGCAUGUUAAGUGUUCUUGGAAUGAUUGAUUUAUUCUUGUCAUAAGUUCUGAAACAACAGAUCUGUAAAACUCUCCAGUUUAAAAAGUACCUUGUAGCACUGAAAAGUUACAUUUUAUGAAUUUGAAUUGUCCAGUUCCAUUUUCAGAUUUAUUAUGUCUUUUUCUUCUGGCACAAUUGCAACAGUCUUUACAAUGCAGGCCUUAAAUGGAUUCUGCCACUUUAUCCCAAACCAUUAAUUUGGAUAAUUCAAAGGGAUGACUUUUUGAAAUCAAUUAGUUUUAGAUACAGAAAAGAACAUAGGUCCCAAAAUCAGAUUCAAAAAUUUAUGGCAAAAUGCUGUAUAUUCUGAGUAAAACUGAUUCCAUUCAGAAAGUAUAAACCCAGCAGUGAAAUGAAUGAAAGGUCAAGAAGUGACUCAAUGUUUAUGCCUUAAAAAGACGGAUUCUCAAGUAUAAACUGAUGCCAUUUACCAUUUUAGAUAAAGUACUUCCAGAAAUUGUUGGAAAAUCAGUAUUGUUGAAAACUACUGAUAGGUGAGGUGCUACAUUAGAUUAAAACUGAACAAUUGAAAUCUUUACAAUAAUUAUCAGUAUCACUUGGUUUAUGACUGGUGCUUUUUUAGUUAGAUGCGGAUAAUCCAAAUUAACAGUAGUCUGAAGGUGUAUUCUGCAUAGAAUAUUUUUUGUGACUACACCCAAGAUGACUCAUGCGUGAUGCUUUCCAUAAUUGAAUGGUAGAUUUUGUUGUGAAGAAUAACAUUCCUGUUAUUAGCCAACUUAUUCAGUUUUUAGCACCUGUCCUGUGAAAUGUAAAUUUGACAAGUCUAUAAACAUCCAUAGGAAAUGGCAAAUACUUAGUAUGAGUGCCUGGUUAUACAAAAAUAAAAGUGUAAUAAGUUACAAACCUUUCAUUUUCACAAGUGUCUGCGUAAUUAAUUGUAUCACUUUUCUCACCAGCUCAAUUUGAAUUCUAGUUUUAAUUCUGAAAGAAUCUUUGUGAACAGAUCUCUCAUGAAAGUGUAAUGCUGUCCUCAUUCUCCCUAAAUCCACUUUUAUUUGACAUUUCAGGGAAAUCUGACUUAAAUUCUCAUUGCAUUUUUGCCAGUAAUGUACGUUACAUUUUUAUGAAUACACAUUGUGCUACAAAAAGGUUAAGUGUUGUUUUCCAUGUUGUUAUAAAUUAAAACUUUUACCAUGAAUUCAGCAGAUAAAUCCACACUUAAAGUUGACAGGUCUGUUGUUUCCAGUAUAAAUCUACGUAUAUUCUUUAAAAAAUUGUGUUUGACACAUGGGAAAUAUUUAGUGGUGGCACUAGCUAUGGCAUUACUAUUCAUUUGAAGUCCUGACCAUCUAUGCAGUCUUCUUCCUUCAUCUAAUUGUGACAUAAGUGCUCAAUUUACAAGAAAUUUUGAACUUCUGUCUGUUUUCUUUGAUUUGUACUGCGAUCAAUCUUGACUUAAGAAAAUUAAACCGUACGAACUGUUGGCCAUUUCACGAGAACAAUAUCAUUUAAUUUCAUUCCUACUUUUAGUCAAUCCAUCUCUACAAUACAGCUGUGCGAUGUCUUUCCAAGAGAUUGGAUAAAGGUGGUUGCGGAUGGUAUUGUUGUUAAUAUCCAGAGAAUAGGUUAAUGAAAGUUUAUCUAAUGUAUACUGUUUCACAUGUACAGAAUGAUCCUGGAUCUUUAUUCAUUUUGUGUUGUUGUUUAUGGGACUCCCAAGCUUAAAAAUGUAUCUGUUAAGUAAAUCUUCACUCCUUUUUGUGUACUGAAGAAAGCAAGACAUAGUGAAAAAUUAUUUGUAAAGUGGUUGUUACUUUUUAAAGAAAAUAAUUUUAAUUAGAUAUUUGGACAUGUUCAGCUGUUUACUCCAGUUAUAUCCCACUGUGAUACUCUGACUGUUUGUCUGUGUUGUACUCAGAAUUUGCAUCAACUUCAAUAAUGAUGUACACUAUAAAAUGUAGAUUAAUAUUUUUCCACUUAUUUAUGCUUUUGAUUAGGUAUGUUUGGCACCAGCAAUAUGGUUAAGGAAGUUAUGACAGCGGUCAUUUCACCAAGUAUCAAUUUUACGUCAAUUUGAAAUAAAAGCACAUUAAUCCUAUUCCUAAUACUUUAGAGAGGGGUAUAUAUUUUAUCUGGAGGAGUUUGAACAGUAUUUCUGUGAAUACUGUACAUAUUACUUAAACUAUAAUACAAAAUAUUUUACUGAAUGAUGCAUGUUAUGUGCUUUAAUGACGUACCAAUGCCCACUCUCUUACCAAAAAAUACAUGAGCUAGAAAUAAUGUCAUAUCUAUGACCAAAUCCCAAUUAAUAUGUGUGCCUGUUAAUCAUAUCUUGGCAAAUGCAGCAUUGGUAAUUGUUUUACAUUUCCUCACUUUUUUAAAGGGAAACAGUCAUUCCAGACGUAAUCUUUUUCAUUCAUUGUUAACUAAUAAUUAUUUAGACUGUCAACAAUAGCACAAAAUAUUUUCCAGAACAUGAACAUCAACUCUGCCUCGAUUACAGCAUGGUUUCUGCUGAGUAAUUAAGAGUUCACUGCUGCUUAUGGUUUGAAUAUUAGUAAACUAUCAUAGUAAGUGUUGAUAGCUUCUAAUUAUCACUGAACCAUCACUCCACAUUCACAGUAAUUAUUGUGAAUCAUCUUGGUCACUGCUGAUGAUUAUCACUUUCAAAUGAUUAUUAGUGGUUGUAGUUAAAUGUCACAUGGAAACAUUAGAGUAUCAAAGGAAAAUUAUUUAACAAAUAUGUUCUGUGUUUACAGUUUGUAUAGUGUGAAUGGGAUUAAUGCAUAUACACGGCAGAGCCUUGUAUUACAAUUGAUUUUGUAUUCAAUAAAAACCAUGGAUAGCAGCAGUAUGUUCAUACAAAUGUGCCAUUAAGUGGUAGAACAUUGAUUUAAAUCAGCCAGAGCUGAGACUUGUCACCAAGAAAUGGGAAAUUCAAAAAGAAAUUCUGACUUUGAAUACAAGGGUGACAUAAGCUUGACUCCUAGAAGUGGGCAUCUUGCUCAUCUUUUCGAAUAGGAAAUGGGAGACUUAAAAAAAAAGAGUUUUCUUUAAAUGUUGGCAACUAGUUACCAGUGAUACUAUAUGUUUGCCAGUGACAGCCUGGAGACAAUUUUUUUAAAAACCUAUAUAUAGGUUUAUGCUAACAAAAAAGGUUUUAAUUCAUAUGCAUUUGCUGACUGUACAGAAAAUGUUGCAAGAGAUUUUAAUGAACAAGGUUGUGUUUGUGAUUGUGCCUCUUUAACAGUUUUCCUGCUGCACUGUAUCAGCCAGGUGUUGGUACUACAGCUUCUUGUAAUCACAGUCUGAAUUUCAUAUUGUUUUGCAGAGAUUAUAAUAAAGCAACUA